Messenger RNA from Engraulis encrasicolus (European anchovy), 1441 nucleotides. RefSeq lists its product as uncharacterized. Gene Ontology annotation, molecular function: hydrolase activity; metal ion binding; nucleic acid binding. The transcript has 2 exons. The coding region runs from base 40 to 1425 and encodes 461 amino acids. NCBI's taxonomy places the organism in Eukaryota, Metazoa, Chordata, Actinopteri, Clupeiformes, Engraulidae. The record is from RefSeq and is a predicted model, not a curated record.
AGAAGCAGCCAGUGGAACAUUGAGCCCCAGCUUUCUGGGAUGUCACCAGACACAAUGCAACCAGAGGCUAACUAUGAGAGAGACAUAUUGAAACGCAGCCAAGCAGUAAAUGAAGACUACUGCAACACAGGCUACGACAGAGGGCACCUCAACCCCAACAGCUUCCAGUGUGAGGAUGGUCGCAAAGCGACAUUCACCCUGAGCAACAGUGCACCCAUGGACGCCUGCUUCAACCGCGUGGACUGGAAACGCUGGGAGGAAGCCGUGAGGUACAUCUUAACGGCAGCGUCUCAGGGAACUGCCUACAUCGUCACAGGAACUGUACCGUCUGGAAAUUACCGUAUACCAAGACAAGGAGAAUUUGACCCCCCCAGCUCCAGGGACUUUAACAGAGUCACUGCCCCGUCACAUGUCUGGUCAGCUGUCUGUUUUAAGAGUAAUGUGGAAAAGCAGUCCUUUUCAUUUGGGUAUAUAGGGCUAAACCAAGCAGACAGCAAAAUAAAUGUUAAGACUGUACCUCAACUAAACCGUGAGCUGUCGCUGCUGUACCAUUCUAAUCAUGUGCAAGUGUUUGCUGAUGACUGUUACUCCAGUAAGCCCAAGUCAGAGGAUGUUACUCAGCAUCUCUAUCGCCGCAUCCAGCUACCUUUAAGUGACAAGCUGACCAUGUCUGAGGAGACCCUUAACUUAUUUCACACUGCUAUGACCCAGUUUGACGAUGUACAAGUGGCGGUGAAAAUGCCGAGAUUAACAGCUGCGACAAUAGAAGGGGUUUUCUUCAGUGCAGUGUCUUGGUUUGCGAACAUGCAGACCAUGAAAUAUGUCACUAGGUCAGCAUGUGUCCUCUCCCAACCAUACACAGGGCCCGUUUGGGGUCAGACGAACACAAAGAUUAAAAAACGAGAUAUCCCUGAUGGUGAUGGUUCACAGGAGCUGGUCUGCAGCCUCGUUCCAGAGGUAGAAGAGGGCUGCACCAGCUCUUGCCUGUUCAAGGAGGAGGCUCGAGGCUACCGCUGCUACUAUUAUUCAUCUGAAAGGCCGUGCUCCCCUCAGUACUCCAUAAUAACAGUCAGUGGGGCCAAGUGCAGGAGUGACCACACCUGUGGAACGCACGGGCAGCAAUACUACUGGUGCUACACUGGUGAAGACUCAUGGGAAUAUUGUAGUCCCCCAUUACCCAUGGGCAUCACUCAGAGGUGGAAGUACUGUCGCUCCAACCACAACUGUGGCUGGUAUGGAGAAAGCUACACCUGGUGCUACACUGAUUACAAUGACAACUGGGACUAUUGCUGUAGCAUGGAGUACAACUUCUCUGCUCUCAAUGGCAAGAUGUGUAAGUCCGACCACUUGUGUGAUUACCAUGGUGAACGUUACCUUUGGUGCUAUACCACAGAUGGCUCUUGGGAAUACUGCUGCACUAGGUGACCUACCUAAGCACCAU